This is a messenger RNA of Haplochromis burtoni (Burton's mouthbrooder), 2254 nucleotides long. RefSeq names its product neural proliferation, differentiation and control, 1b (gene npdc1b). The record is from RefSeq and is a predicted model, not a curated record. Lineage: Eukaryota; Metazoa; Chordata; Actinopteri; Cichliformes; Cichlidae. Gene Ontology annotation, cellular component: membrane.
CAGCAGCAGCAGGGACUGCUGUCCGGUAGGAGCAGGGCCGGAGGAAAAUGCAGACAUCCUGCGGAAAACACGCAGAGCAGCGUCCCGACGACACUCGCUGAUCCUCGUGUCUUCGCCGUUUUUCGUUAUUGCUUUGUCUUCUUGCGUCCCUCUCCUCUCUAAACACCGGAGGAUGGGGGAAUGAUCAGUGCCGCCACCAUCUCCCCGUCCUCCGCCUUCGUCUGGUGUCUGUGCCCAGGAUGAGGGCUCGUCUGCUCGGACACACGGUGGUGUUCGUUGCCCUUUUGGCGCUGAGAAGCUGCCUGGCAGGUUCUCCUCUGUGCCCUCGGAGUUUAGAAUGUGCCCUGGCAGGAAGACACUUCUGCCGGCCUGGCAGCUCCCACUGUGGGCCUUGUCUGCGCCCCCUGGUGGAAAACUCCCGUGGACGCUGCGUGGUCAAGAGGAGACAUGCUCCUCACACUCAUUCUGUUAAAGAUAAAGUGAGCCCAUACCCUGAGCUCGAUGAGGAGAUUGACUUUCUCUCUGCAAUCAUCAGGGAACAGAGACCCGAGUCCUACAGCUCAGCCCCAUCCUCCCAGGAGAUCACAUCCAAGCAGUUUGAAGAGCAUGGCUACACUCACAGAGCAUCUUCUGUGGAACAGCCUCCUACUCAGAGUGUCCUGCUAACUAGCAUCGCUUCACCCACCCCUAGAAACCACACUGCCGCUCUGAGCAGUCCCAUCAUCCUCCGCUACCCUCCUGACGACCAUGUCUUCAUCAUCAUGAGCAGCGUCGUCAUUGUGGCAGGUUCCCUGGCACUGCUGGUAGCGUUGGCUUGCUGGGUCAGGUUUCAGAAAUAUGUUCAUAUCAAUCAGAAAGUGGACUACCCUUCAUCUGGACUGAUGAGUGCUCAGGCAUUCGAGAAUUUGCUUGGGGACAAGAAGCUGGCCCACAGUGCCCAAAUGUACCACUACCAGCACCAGAAGCAACAGAUGCUCUCCCUGAGAAAACACAGGGUUGAGCCUAAAGUUCCUGACUCUGCAGCCUCAACAGAUGAGGAGAAUGAGGAUGGAGAUUUCACCGUGUAUGAGUGUCCUGGACUUGCACCAACGGGGGAAAUGGAGGUGAAGAACCCGUUGUUUGACGACUCCACCCUCUACCUGCAGAGAUUUCACAAAUGAACCUGGACACAGAGACGUUUCAUGCUCUAAAAGCAGCACCUGUAUGUACAAAUAUUUACACGUCAGUUUAAUUGUUCCAGAUCGGACACAUACCCUAAACAGCCAAACUACAUUUGGUUUUUCCCGUUUUGUUUACAUAUUUCUUUACUGUUUAUUACACACAUAUGCAACCAUACGUGCUCAGCAUUUAUGAGCUCACAGAUAGAACAGGCUUUGCUUUUAUUUCAGCAUUUUAAAUGGAUGUAAUGUUGAUAUGAACACAACUCAGCUCAGCGACUUCUCUUGUGUGUUAUGUACACAUUGUUUUUCAGUUGAUUUCCGUCUUGCUGGCACCAUGUCUACAUGCAUCUGCAUUCUUACAGUUCAUCCAAGAAAUUUAAAUAUUAGACAAAGAUAACACAAGUAAAUUAAAUGUAUAACUGAAGGUGUUUGUGAUUAAGAGGGGAAAAAUCCAUACCUGCACAGCCCUGUGUGAUGAAGCGAGUGGGAAUGUGGACUGACGAGACAAAGGUUGAACUUUCUGGAAGGUGUGUGUCCCAUUGCAUCUGGUGUGAAAGUAACACAGCAUUUCAGAAAUGGGACAUCAUACCAGCAGUGAUGUAUGGUGCUGCUGGUGUGACAGUCUGGGCUGUUUUGCUGUCUCAGGACCAGAAGACUUGCUGUGGUAAAUGCAAACAUGAAUUCUGCCAACGACCAAAACAUCCUGAAGGAGAAUGUCCGACUAUCUGUUUGUGACCUCGAGCUGAAGCACAUUUGGGUUCUGCAGCAGGACAAUGAUCCAAAGCACACCAGCAGGUCCUCCUCUGAAUGGGUUAAGAAACACAAAAUGAAGACUUUGGAGUGGCCGAGUCAAAGUCAAGACCUGAAUCUGGUUGAGAUACUGUGGCAUGACCUAAAAAGGUGUUUCAUCCUCGGAAGCUGUUCUGUGUGACUGAAUUACAAGAAUUGUGCAAAGAGGAGUGAGACACAACUCCCCGACAGAACUGCAACAGACAGUUAUCACAAACUUCGGAUUGCAGCGGCUUAACCAGUUACACACACACACACGCACACGCACGCGCACGCGCACGCACACGCACACGCACACACACACA